AUGUCUGUCACCGCAGAGGAGGUUGCCAAGCACAACAAGGACAGCGACUGCUGGGUGGUCGUUGGCGAUCAGGUGCUUGACGUGACCAACUUCCUCGCCGAGCACCCCGGGGGCAAGAAGUCAAUCAUGAUGUUUGCAGGCAAGGACGCGACGGAGGAGUUCGACAUGCUCCAUGACCGCAAGGUCAUCAAGAAGUAUGGCCUUGACGAGGGCACGGUGGUGCUCAAGGGCACGAUCAAGAAGUGA
Messenger RNA from Symbiodinium pilosum, 246 nucleotides. The record is from the annotation of a GenBank genome assembly. NCBI's taxonomy places the organism in Eukaryota, Dinophyceae, Suessiales, Symbiodiniaceae.